Molecule: messenger RNA, 2805 nt
Organism: Oryzias melastigma (Indian medaka)
Lineage: Eukaryota; Metazoa; Chordata; Actinopteri; Beloniformes; Adrianichthyidae
Gene: klhl32
Product: kelch-like family member 32
Exons: 11
Coding region: 308-2170 (620 amino acids)
Molecular function (GO): protein binding
Source: RefSeq, a predicted model, not a curated record
GUGUGAGGGGGCGGGGUUUUCAUUUAACAAUUUAGGUGCUUCACUUGGUUGCAGCCAAUAAAGUAUCAGGCGAUAAGCGAGCGCAUCUGCCCGCCGCCGCAGCCUCGCUUCCUCUGAGCGGAUGUGCGGGAGCCAGACCCCGGACUCCAAAUGACAUUUGUACCGGAGGCGCCGCCGGUGGGGACGCCACCGACUCAGACCACGUCCAUGUGAGGCUGAUGUUUGCACCCGGAGAGGAGACUGCAGUCCUCAGGAGCUUCGCUGCACCUCCCCUUCACCUCCAUUAUCUCUCCCUGUGUGAAGGGGCAUGCCUUCUGUACCCAGCCUUAGCAGUAAGGAGAUGUUGACAGGACAGAGGCUUUGCCAUUCAAAGUCCCACCAGGACUCGGUUCUCUCUGCCCUCAACCAGCAGAGGAAGGACGGCCUGCUGUGCGACGUGACGCUCGUCGCUGGUGAGCAAAAAUUUCACGCCCACAAAGCGGUCCUGGCAGCAUGCAGCGAUUAUUUCAGGGCCAUGUUCAGCCUCUGCAUGGUGGAGAGCGAGGCGGAUGAGGUGACUCUGCAAGGAGUGACCAGCGUCGGACUGAAGCACGCUUUAGAUUUUGCCUACACGGGACAGAUUCUGCUGGAGCCGGCGGUGAUCCAGGACGUCCUGUCUGCAGGCAGCCACCUUCAGCUGCUGGAGCUCCUCAGCCUCUGCUCACACUACCUCAUCCAGGAGCUCAGCAGCGUGAACUACCUGGAGCUGUACCGCGUGGCUGACCUCUUCCACCUGCCCGCCCUGGAGAAGGCCGUGGUGGGUUACCUGGUGGAGCACCUGUCUGAGCUGAGCCAGAGCCGGCAGGACGAGGCUCUGCAGCUGCCCUUCCGCCUCCUCAGAGAAGUGCUGAAGAGCGACCGCCUCACCUCGCUCAGCGAGGAGGAGAUAUGGAAAUUGGUGGUUCUGUGGCUGGAACAUGACUGCCGCUACCAGUACACCGAGGAUCUUCUGCAGCACGUCCGCUACGGCCUCAUGGACGUCCCCACCCUGCACCACCUGGCCCACGGCCACCCUCUCGUCCAAUCCAGCCCCACUGCUGCCGCCCUGGUGGACGAGGCCCUGGACUACCACGACGCCACCUUCGCUCAGCCGCUCCACCAGUCAGCUCGCACCCGGCCCCGCUUCAAGUCCCUCACCCUCUACAUAGUGGGUGGGCGUAAGCGGGAGGUGAGCAGGGUGAGGGAGCUGCGGUACUUCAGCCCGUCGGGGCAGGAGCACGUUCGCGUGGGAGGAGGGUCGAACUGGAGCGAGCUGGCGCCCAUGCCCACGGGCCGCAGCCACCACUGCGUGGCUGUGAUGGGCAACUUCCUGUUUGUUGUGGGCGGCGAGGUGGAGCACGCCACGGGGAGGACGUGUGCGGUGAGAACUGCCUGUAGAUACGACCCCAGGAGCAACCACUGGACAGAGAUCGCCCCCAUGAAGGCCUGCAGAGAACACUUUGUCCUGGGGGCUUUGGGGCAGUACCUUUAUGCAGUGGGGGGCAGGAAUGAGCUGAGGCAGGUGCUGCCCUCUGUGGAGCGUUACUGCCCCAAGAGGAACAAAUGGAUGUUUGUCCAGCCCUUUGACCGCUCCCUGUCCUGCCAUGCUGGCUGUGUGGCGGAAAACCUGCUCUGGGUAUCAGGUGGAGUUACAAACACUGCUCAGUACCAAAACCGUCUGAUGGUGUACGACCCGGAACAGGACCAGUGGUUGGCCCGCAGCCCCAUGCUGCAGCGCCGGGUCUAUCACGUCAUGGUGGCCGUGAGGAGGAACCUGUACGUGCUCGGGGGAAACGACCUGGACUACAACAACGACCGCAUCCUGGUCCGCCACAUCGACUCGUACGACAUGGACCUGGACCAGUGGACCCGCUGCUCCUUCAGCCUCCUCACAGGUCAGAAUGAGUCUGGCGUGGCUGUUCAUGACGACAGGAUCUACGUGGUUGGAGGAUACUCCAUUUGGACCAAUGAGCCGCUGGCGUGCAUUCAGGUUCUGGACUUAAGCACAGAGGGGAAAGAGGAGGUGUUCUAUGGGCCAACGCUGCCGUUCGCCUCCAAUGGGAUAGCGGCGUGCUUCCUCCCCGCCCCUCACUUCACCUGCCCAAACCUGCAGACUCUACAAGUGCCGCACCACAGAAUCGGUGCUGUUUAACCGCACGGACACGGAGAACUCUGGACGGUCAGAGCUGCAAAGACGCCCGACUGAAGUGGAAGUGCAACCACACCGGAUGAGGGGCGGAUCUUUAGACUGACACGAACACAGAGAGGCUUUAAUGAGGAGGUCGCUGCCCCGUCGUUGGGGCGAACUCCUUUCCAAAGAUGGAUCUGAAGGAGAGGGAAGAAGAUGGCAGCAAAAUGCCAAACCUGGACAAAUAUUGAUGAGCUGCUCAACUAACAUGAAAGAAACACCUACAACCCAUUAUAGGGCUAUAACAUACAUUUGUUUUGUAAGCUAAAACCACUAACAUCUUUAAUUUUUCUGAAAAAAAACAUUCAUUUUUUGUAAAAUUCUAUCAGAAAAGUGCAUGAACCCCUAUUUAAAUGAUCUAAAUCAGACUUCAUUGAAUGAUUAACCUGUAAAAGGAUCCACACGAUGCUGCUGAAUGUGUGCUGUGACCUGCAGAUGCCACAUUUCUGUCCGGCUCAUGUUUAAAACGAAUGUGAGGUCACAGUCAUGGAGCCUUGGAAACGUCUCGAACUCCAUCUCAAACGGGAGAAGAGCGAUCAACGUCUUUCAAACGCCUGCCAGAAGACGAGCAGAAUAAAGAUGGUACAAAAAAACACACA